AUGUCUGCUAUUAAGUUCACUUUCGCUUUGCGAAGGAAGAUCCUCGCCUUGAUUGUGCGUUCAGUGGCAGGUAAUAUUGGUGUUAAUGAACUCGCAAAAAGAAUUGAGAAGGCGAAGUCUGAAACGGCUUGUAUUGAUUUACUUCAGAACUUUGUGACUGCCAACAGUAGUGGUAUCAUCGACGAGUAUUUUGGUGUUGAUAGAUUCGACUAUACUAAGAAGGAAAAGCCCGCUGCUGCUAUAAAUGCUGCAAACUCUCGUCCAGAGAAGACAGCAAGGGAUGAGACCUCGCAAGAGGAUUUCAUUCCACGACCCAAAUACCGUCGUACUCAUCAACAUCCCUUCAAGAGUGGGGAAUCUUUCUACGAACAAGUCCAAUUUACCCUAGGAAACACUCAGAAGAAAGAUCAUCCUAUUGUUUCGGCUUCUGCAGGCGGUGGGCCUACAUUAUCACAGAAGCUGAGUGUCUCAAGUAAUGUUCUACAAGAGCGACGCCAAGCCAAUUUAUGCCUGAAGUGUGGUGCUCCAGGCAAUAAGGUAGCUCAAUGCCCACAGAUGCCCAAUGUUAAGGCUAAAGGUGUUCUUGAGAAGAAGUCGCAGGAUAAUUCCAAGCGUCAAA
Perkinsus marinus ATCC 50983 is the source of this 619-nucleotide messenger RNA. RefSeq lists its product as hypothetical. The record is from RefSeq and is a predicted model, not a curated record. Lineage: Eukaryota; Perkinsozoa; Perkinsida; Perkinsidae. The transcript has a single exon. The annotation marks the transcript as partial.